AUGUCUUCGACUGACGCCGCCACGCCGUGGCAUGCCGCCUACCCUUCUCCACUCUGCAAAACGCCCGCAGCCAUGACACGCCAGGAGGUGUUGAACAUGAUCAAGGACGGCAAGAAUAUCGCUGGCAAGACUUACGUCCUCGUCGAUCUUCGUCGGACCGACCAUGAGGUAGCACCUACUGCAUUUUCGGGCGGUACCAUUCGUGGAUCCAUCAAUCUACCGGCACAAAGCCUCUACCCGACGAUCAAACCUCUAUACAGCCUAUUCAAAUCUGCGGGAGUUCAAAAGGUCAUCUGGUAUUGCUCAUCCUCUCGGGGUCGAGGCCCACGAGCAGCUGGAUGGUUCCAGGACUAUAUCAAUGAGCGAGGAGAUCAAGAAAUUGGGAGCGUGAGUCUAUCUGAAGGCGUUGCAGGUUGGGCCAAGGCCGGUGGCGAGUUCGUGGAGUGGAUGGAUGAGUACGACGCGGCUGUUUGCGAUAGCAAGUAG
This is a messenger RNA of Fusarium sp. VM40, 486 nucleotides long. NCBI's taxonomy places the organism in Eukaryota, Fungi, Ascomycota, Sordariomycetes, Hypocreales, Nectriaceae. The record is from the annotation of a GenBank genome assembly.